Molecule: messenger RNA, 6656 nt
Organism: Bombyx mandarina (wild silkworm)
Lineage: Eukaryota; Metazoa; Arthropoda; Insecta; Lepidoptera; Bombycidae
Product: phospholipid-transporting ATPase ABCA3
Biological process (GO): lipid transport; transmembrane transport
Cellular component (GO): membrane; intracellular membrane-bounded organelle
Molecular function (GO): ATP hydrolysis activity; lipid carrier activity; ATP binding
Source: RefSeq, a predicted model, not a curated record
CUUUCAACUAGUUAUUGAUAGUCGUUUAGCUAUAGAUUAUUAGUUAAAAUGAAGAAAUAAAAAUCAUUAGUCUGAAAACCGUUAUUGUGUGAUGAGACCAGAAGUGCAUUUGGGUAUUAGAAUACCUGAUAAAUAGGACUCGAAGAUAACUCAGAUGUUAUAAAAUGAUGGCCUUAGAAAAAUUACAACUACUUAUUUGGAAAAAUGUCCUUCUACAAUACAGACGCAAAUGGCAGACAUUAUUUGAAAUAGCAACUCCUAUAUUUUUUUGCUUUUUUCUAAUACUUAUGAGAUAUUUAGUGCCGCCCAAAGCAAUACCGGCUAAAACUUACACAUCCUUUGAUGUCACCUAUUUCAAUAAGACAAGGGGAAAUCUGUCAUCAGCUGACAUGGUAUUGGCAUACUCACCAAUAAAUCAAUUGACUGAAAAAGUUGCAAUCAAUGCUAUGGCUGAACUUGCUCGAGAUUCAAUUGAUCCUGAUCUUUUUUUUUUUAUAUCACUUGCAAUUUCAUACACUCCUAAAGGAUAUAAAAAUGCCAAAGAUAUGGAAGCAGCACUAAUACAGCCCAAUGCUAUGAAUAGCAUUUUGCUUGGUAUACAAUUUGAUGAUGAAAUCGCUAAUGCUACGUCUUGGCCAGAUGAUAUAAAAAUAACUUUUAGAUUUCCUGCUGUUAUGAGAUCGACAACGUCUGAUCAUCAAAUGCAAUUGAGCUGGCAAACAAACUUACUAUUUCCAUUGUUUCCGAAUUCUGGUCCACGAGAACCAGAUGAUCAAUAUGGAGGAACUUCGCCAGGUUACUUCUCGGAACUAUUCUUGUUCAUGCAGCACGCAAUUUCCAAAAGCAUCGUAAAAGAGAAGACCGGGAAAAACAUUGAUACCAAAAUAUAUCUACAGCGUUUACCUCAACUUGAAUCUAGGGUGGAUCAGCUACUGUUCAUUUUACAAAGAUUUGUAUCCAUAGCUAUAAUGCUGGGCUUCGUCUAUACAUUCGUGAAUACAGUCAGGGCUGUCACAACUGAGAAAGAACUGCAGCUAAAGGAAACAAUGGCAAUUAUGGGUCUACCGUCUUGGCUGCACUGGUUAGCGUGGUUCAUCAAACAAUUUUCAUUCUUACUUGUGACUAUUGUCAUAAUGGUUAUAUUGUUUAAGAUUCCGUUAUCUGAAACUGAAACAGGAGUGUCGUACUCCGUGUUCACCUACACGCCGUGGUCGGUCCUUUUAUUCUUUUUGAUUCUAUUCGUCAUUGCAUCAUUGACAUUCUCUUUUAUGAUAAGCGUUUUCUUCACUAGAGCAAACACCGCCGCGUCUUUUAUGGCUCUCAUAUGGUUCGCAACGUUCGCAGUCUUUAUGUUCACCCAAAUGAUUAACGAGACCAUGUCUGCCCCAGUUAAAAUAACACUAUGUUUGUUAUCAAACACUGCCAUUGGAUACGCAUUCCAGAUGAUUAUCAUUGCCGAAGGAACGAUGCAAGGUUUACAAUGGGCCAAUUUCUUUGAGCCGAUCUCGUACAGUGAAAACUUUCAACCGGCCCAUGUAGCCUUUAUGCUAAUAUUGGACUCCGUGAUGUACAUGGCGAUUGCCGUGUAUGUGGAAAACAUACGACCCGGAAUGUACGGAGUACCGUUGCCUUGGUACUAUCCUUUCACUGUUAGUUAUUGGUGGCCGAACAGAAUAUCUGACACAAAUCGAGAGAAAACAUCUGACGAUCUUGAAUAUAAUGAUGCAUUAUUGUCGGUGGUACACGACGAGGAACCCAAAGGCGUUCCCAUUGGCGUAAACAUUCAAAAUCUCACAAAAAGAUAUAAGGGACGGGGGAAAGCUGUCGAUAAUUUAAAUCUUAGACUUUAUGAAAACGAGAUUACAGUACUUCUGGGUCACAAUGGAGCGGGGAAAACGACAACGAUUUCUAUGUUAACAGGAAUGGUCCCUCCAACAUCAGGAUCGGUAACGAUCAAUGGAUAUGAUAUCGUGACGGAAACGGAAAAAGCUAGACGUUCUCUUGGAAUAUGUCCUCAACAUAAUGUACUGUUCCCUGACCUGACCGUAGCUGAACAUUUAAUUUUUUAUUCAAAGCUAAAAGGGAUUCCCGAAUCAGAAAUCAAUGAAGAAAUAGAUCAUUUCGUCAAACUUCUCGAAUUGGAUGACAAGAGGCACGCGGCGGCGUCGAGCCUGUCGGGCGGGCAGAAGCGGCGGCUGUCGGCGGGCUGCGCGCUGUGCGGGCGCUCGCGCGUGGUGCUGCUGGACGAGCCCACGUCGGGCCUGGACCCGGCGGCGCGGCGCGCGCUGUGGGACCUGCUGCAGCGCGAGAAGCGCGGCCGCACCGUGCUGCUGACCACGCACUUCAUGGACGAGGCGGACGUGCUGGCCGACCGCGUGGCCGUGCUCGCCGCCGGCCGCCUGGCCUGUCUGGGCUCCCCCUACUUCCUCAAGCGCCACUACGGACUCGGCUACAAGCUCGCGCUCGUCAAGGACGCCGCCUGCCAAGUCGAUCUUGUCACUCAAUUCUUCAAAACAUAUGUCCCUAAUCUCAAGAAAAAUUCAAAUAUCGGCUCAGAAUUAACUUACAUUUUACCUAGUGAGAGUGUAAGUAAAUUUCCCGAAAUGCUCAAAAAACUUGAAGAAAAGAAAGAGUCUUUAUUUAUAUCAAGCUACGGGUUAUCAGUGACUAGCCUUGAGGAAGUUUUUAUGAAAGCUGGAAUCGAAGAUAACAAUGUUGAAAUAAAAGAAACUAAAGGAGAUAUCGAAAUGAUUGAUAUGAAUGGGGACAUGUUGAAAGAUAAUGAGCCUUUACAUAAAACGCAAGGGUUUCAUUUACUGAAGAAUCACAUAAAAGCUAUGUUCUUGAAACUGAUGUACAACACGUUGAGAAAUAAGACACUCGCUGCAAUACAAAUAAUAUGGCCGAUAAUAAACAUUAUUUUAUCGAUGAUAGUUUCACUAUCUUGGAAAUUCUUGAAUGUAUUGCCCCCGCUUGAACUAAGCCUGGAGAGUGGAUUUAAAGGAACCGAGACAUUAGUAUCGCAAGGUAACGAUUUGAGAGACGGCAGUACUGAAGCUAAUGUCAUGAUGGCAUACAAAGAUUAUUUCAAACGAUCAACGUACCCCGGCUUGAAGUUAUAUGAUGUUGGAACAUCUAACUUAAAAAACGUCUAUUUGAAACUUAUCGCAGAAGAUCAAUCUCGAGUACGAUAUGAAGAUCUAGUGGGAGCUACAUUUCGUAAUAACAGCAUAACAGCCUGGUUCAGUAACUACGGUCUUCAUGAUUCUGCUAUCUCGCUUUCACUAGUCGAGAACGCAAUAAUUCGUUCUCUGUCACCCAAUACAACUUUGACAUUUGUCAACCAUCCGCUACCAUAUUCAGUUGAAGGAAUGGUUCAAGUAAUGUCUACCGGAACAAACACCGCCUUCAUGUUUUCUUUUAGCCUGGGAUUUUGUAUAGCGGUUAUAAGCUCUUUUCUGGUUCUCUUUGUAAUUAAAGAGCGCAUCAGCGGUGCGAAACUUCUCCAAAGAGUAUCAGGAGUGCGACCGGUAGUAAUGUGGAGUACUGCCCUCAUUUGGGAUUGGAUUUGGUUGUUUCUGAACCACAUUUGCAUUAUAGUCACUAUUGCGUGCUUCCAAGAAAUGGGAAUGUCGACGCCUGCUGAACUUGGUCGAAUUUUAUUAGUUCUGAUGGUGUUUUCAUUGGCAAUUAUACCUUUGCACUACCUCGCAUCGUUCUGUUUCGAAGAAGCCGCCACCGGUUUCAGUAAAAUGGUGUUUGUAAAUAUAUUUUGUGGUUCAAUGUUGUUCCUUGUCACUGAAGUAUUACGGAUGCCUUUCAUAAAUGCUUCUGCUUACGCAGAAAUACUUGAGUAUCCAUUUUCAUUGUUACCAAUCUACUGUGUCAGCAAGAGUGUCAGGGAAAUGGUGACAUCUUCAAUAAAGAUUAAAGCCUGCGACAGCUUAUGCAACCAAUUAAAUUAUAAAAAUUGCACACGACUAACUAUAUGCAAUGAACUAGACAUAUCCAUGUGUUGUAUUGAGGAUAAUCCAUUUUUAGGGUGGAAGGAACCGGGUAUUGCAAGAUAUCUAUUUACUAUGAUAGUAGUAGCGACUGUGUCAUUUGCAAUAUUGCUAGCUAAGGAAUACGAACUUUGGAACAAGGUCUUGUACAAGAAACAAGAAGAGACUAUGAUGUUAUCUGGUACAAAACCAAAAUCCAAUGAGAGUAAAAAGGUUGAAGUAAAUGCAGAAGUUGAAGAUGAUGAUGUUGUGGAGGAAAAACAGCGUGUUCUAGCAAUGACAAGUAGUGAGGUCACCGCACUCAGCCUCGUGUGUCGCGAGCUGAGCAAGCGCUACCGGCGCCUCGUAGCCGUCGACCGACUCACGUUCGCGGUGCGCGGCGGAGAGUGCUUCGGCCUGCUCGGAGUCAACGGCGCCGGCAAGACCAGCACCUUCCGCAUGCUGACCGGCGACGCACGCGUGUCGGACGGCGACGCGCUCGUGCACGGACACUCCGUGCGAGCACACGUGCAGGACGUGCACCGCCUCAUUGGUGAGUUGACCCUAUUACACAUCAGCUCGGUCCGCAUGCUGACCGGCGACGCACGCGUGUUGGACGGCGACGCGCUCGUGCACGGACACUCGGUGCGAGCACACGUGCAGGACGUGCACCGCCUUAUUGGUUACUGCCCCCAAUUCGAUGCACUGUUUGACAAUUUAACCGCAAGGGAGACAUUGAAGAUUUUCUGUUUGCUGCGUGGCAUUCCUACGUCAAUAGGCGAAACUCAUGCCGUUCAUCUUGCUAAACAAUUGGGAUUCAUAAAGCACUAUGACAAGAAGGUUCGGGAAUGUAGUGGCGGAACAAAACGUAAAAUCAGUACAGCGGUCGCGUUGCUCGGUGAUUACCCAGUUAUAUUCCUGGAUGAGCCUACGACAGGCAUGGAUCCGGCGUCGAAGCGGCUCGUGUGGCGCGGCAUCAGCAGCGCGGUGGGCGGCGGGCGCAGCGUGGUGCUGACGUCACACAGCAUGGAGGAGUGCGAGGCUCUCUGCUCCAAGCUCACCGUCAUGGUCAACGGCAGGCUCUGCUGUCUCGGCUCGCUGCAACAUCUCAAGAGCAAAUUCUCGCAGGGAUACACAAUAAUCGUGAAAUGUAAAUCGGGUCCAAAUCGAGACGCAGCAGUGCUAGAUGUCCACAACUAUAUGACUACAAAUUUUGUUGGUGCUAACCUCAUCGAGACGUACCUGGGCAUGAGCACGUACCACGUGUCGUCGGCGGGGCUGCCGUGGUGGCGCGUGUUCAGUGCGCUGAACUAGCACUGUUUAAUGAAUGUGCAGUUAGUUGCAUCACGUAGAGUGAGGGGGUACAAUAGUGGUAACGUUGUGUUCCCAGCGAGACGUACCUGGGCAUGAGCACGUACCACGUGUCGUCGGCGGGGCUGCCGUGGUGGCGCGUGUUCAGUGCGCUGAACUAGCACUGUUUAAUGAAUGUGCAGUUAGUUGCAUCACGUAGAGUGAGGGGGUACAAUAGUGGUAACGUUGUGUUCCCAGCGAGACGUACCUGGGCAUGAGCACGUACCACGUGUCGUCGGCGGGGCUGCCGUGGUGGCGCGUGUUCAGUGCGCUGAACUAGCACUGUUUAAUGAAUGUGCAGUUAGUUGCAUCACGUAGAGUGAGGGGGUACAAUAGUGGUAACGUUGUGUUCCCAGCGAGACGUACCUGGGCAUGAGCACGUACCACGUGUCGUCGGCGGGGCUGCCGUGGUGGCGCGUGUUCAGUGCGCUGAACUAGCACUGUUUAAUGAAUGUGCAGUUAGUUGCAUCACGUAGAGUGAGGGGGUACAAUAGUGGUAACGUUGUGUUCCCAGCGAGACGUACCUGGGCAUGAGCACGUACCACGUGUCGUCGGCGGGGCUGCCGUGGUGGCGCGUGUUCAGUGCGCUGAACUAGCACUGUUUAAUGAAUGUGCAGUUAGUUGCAUCACGUAGAGUGAGGGGGUACAAUAGUGGUAACGUUGUGUUCCCAGCGAGACGUACCUGGGCAUGAGCACGUACCACGUGUCGUCGGCGGGGCUGCCGUGGUGGCGCGUGUUCAGUGCGCUGAACUAGCACUGUUUAAUGAAUGUGCAGUUAGUUGCAUCACGUAGAGUGAGGGGGUACAAUAGUGGUAACGUUGUGUUCCCAGCGAGACGUACCUGGGCAUGAGCACGUACCACGUGUCGUCGGCGGGGCUGCCGUGGUGGCGCGUGUUCAGUGCGCUCGAACUAGCGCGGGACUCGCUGCCGCUUGAUGACUACUCGGUCGCGCAGACAACACUCGAGCAAGUUUUCCUCGCAUUUACAAAGCUCCAACGUCCUAUAAAUUAAUAAUAUACUAAAAUAACAUUUUGAUAGUUACCAGUAUUUUUUUGAAUAUUUUAUAUAAAACCAAAUUUAUACCUUUAUUUAUUAAGUCCAUAUUACUUGUGUAUGUGGUGUACCUUGUGCAAUUCAAUCAAGUCUCCGACCUAGGCACUGUUUUAACAAUUCUAGAUAUAAGCUAUUGACUUAAAGUUUGUGGAUCAUUUACAAAAGUACAUAAAUAUUGACUGCACUUCUGAACGUUAAAAACGUUGUGCUGUAGUUGCUUCGAAUCGUAAAAUGUUUUAUUAUAAGUCUUAAAUUCAUGCUUCGAUAUUC